Messenger RNA from Chelmon rostratus (copperband butterflyfish), 4398 nucleotides. Its product is annotated as unconventional myosin-XIX. Gene Ontology annotation, molecular function: ATP binding; actin filament binding; microfilament motor activity. NCBI's taxonomy places the organism in Eukaryota, Metazoa, Chordata, Actinopteri, Chaetodontiformes, Chaetodontidae. Bases 159 to 3065 code for a protein of 968 amino acids. Gene Ontology annotation, biological process: actin filament organization; vesicle transport along actin filament. The transcript is spliced from 24 exons. The record is from RefSeq and is a predicted model, not a curated record. Gene Ontology annotation, cellular component: myosin complex; cytoplasm; vesicle.
GCCACGGGAAGUUGUCCUUGAGGAAUGUCUGACAGUAAUGGAAACUGCUGAGGUGCAGGACUGCAGAGUGGACUAACCUUAAGAAGAAUUUAGGCGAAGUUCCUCUGACAUUGUUUUGUCUGAGUUGUAAGGCAGACGCGAAAUUAACGGUAAAAUAAAUGAGUUCUGCGGACAAGCAAAGUAAAGUUGGAGCAGGAUACAGAAAUGGAGGGGCGACGGUGAGAGGAUUCAUCCAGAAAGUGCAUUCUCCUCACCCAUCCCUAAAUGAUUCACUGGAGGGAGAAAUUCAGGCCUUCCUCACUGAUGAAGACCAACUCCACACUUACGACGACCUCACCAAAGUCAACCCUGUGACCCCAACAACAGUGCUGAAAUGUCUUCAGGCCAGGUACAGUGUGAAGGUGUUUUACACCCACGCUGGCUGCACCCUAGUGGCUCUCAACCCCUUCCAGCCAAUCCCAGACCUUUACUCUCUGGAUGUGAUGAAGGAAUAUCACUGCGCUCCUCAGCCCCAGGAGUUCAAACCACAUAUCUUUAUUGUGGCAGAAGAAGCCUACAGGAAUAUUCAGGGCCAGCUGGAGCCAGUGAACCAAUCCUUGGUGGUCAGUGGUGAGAGCGGUGCAGGAAAGACAUGGACAUCACGUUGCCUGAUGAAAUACUACGCCACAGUGGCGGCCUCCUCCUCAGUGCUGAAGAGUCAGGACACAGUGGAGAGGAUAGAGAGGAGGGUGCUGGACUCCAACCCCAUCAUGGAAGCUUUCGGCAAUGCCUGCACGCUACGGAACAACAACAGCAGUCGCUUUGGAAAGUACAUUCAGCUCCAGCUAGACAGGUGUCAGCUGUUGGUGGGGGCGUCUGUGCAGACAUAUUUGCUAGAGAAGACCAGGGUGGCCUACCAACCAGCUAAUGAGAGGAACUUCCACAUCUUUUAUCAGAUGAUGAAAGGGGCCACAGGUGAGCAGAGAAAGGAGUGGAAGAUGCAGGAUGGCCAACGUUUUGUGUGGCUGCCAAAUUCUGAAAAAACAGUUGAGGAAUAUUCUAUUGAUGAGACUGUCGAGGCAAUGGUUCAUCUGGGCAUUAAUGCAGAGAGGCAGAGACAGAUAUUCAGGAUAUUAGCAGGGAUUCUGCAGUUGGGGAAUGUGCAUUUCUCUUCUUCAGAUGAAUCACAACCUUGCAACCUAGAUGAGCAGUCCAAAGACUUCUUGCAGAGGGCUGCUGAGCUGCUGUGCGUCCCUGCUGAGGAGCUUCAGACGUGUUUAAGAGUGAGGACGCUGAAAGCGGGAAAGCAGAGUGUGCUCAAGCCCUGUUCCAAGGCAGAGUGCAGCAUGCGGAGAGACUGCAUGGCCAAGGUCACCUACGCCCAAUUGUUUGAGUGGCUGGUUACAUUCAUUAACAACAGCAUAUGUGCGGACAAAUCCACAUGGUGCAACUUCAUAGGAGUUCUAGAUGUGUACGGGUUUGAAUGUUUCCACAUGAAUAACCUGGAGCAGCUGUGCAUCAACUACGCCAAUGAGAAACUGCAGCAGCACUUUGUGGCACAUUAUCUCCGAGCUCAACAGGAGGAAUAUGUGUCAGAGGGGUUGGAGUGGUCCUUUGUCAAAUACCAAGACAACCAGAGCUGUCUGGAUCUAAUAGAGGGGAGCCCUGUCAGUGUGUUUUCUCUUCUUAAUGAGGAGAGUCGUCUUAAUCGAGCCUCUGAUGCAAAGACGUUCAGGCUUCGUUUGGAGAAAGAGCUCUGUGACAACGCCAACAUCAGCUGGGACAAGUUCAGCAAGGAGCCACACUUCACUGUGGCCCAUUACGCUGGCAGAGUCAACUACCAGAUACAGGGGAUGGUGGAGAAGAACAAGGACCCGGUGCCACCAGAGCUCAUCAACUUGCUUCAGAAGUCUGACAACCCCCUGCUUCACCAGAUCUUCACUGACAAGGAAACUGAGAACCCAGCCCCUAAGGGGCUCAGUAAAGUCACUGUGGUCUCCAAGUUCAAGAACUCUCUGGAGAGCCUGAUGAGGAUCCUCCACACCACAACACCUCACUACACUCGCUGCAUCAAACCAAACCCAGACUGCAAGCCACUGACCUUCAAAAAGGAGGAGGUUAUCAUGCAGUUGGAGGCCUGUGGGAUUGUGGAGACUAUUCAUAUUAGUGCUGCUGGCUUUCCAAUCAGAAUUCCUUUCAAAGGCUUCAUGCAACGUUAUGGACUGAUUUCAAAAUAUUCACAAUUCAAAUCAGGAAGUCACUGUGUUGACGCGGAGGCUGACGGCAACGACAUUCUGCGGCAAGAGGUGGAGAAGCUCCUCCGUGUCGUGUUGCGACAUGAGGCUUUAGACCCCUUGCACAACAUUGACAGUGAAAAAUACAAUUCAUGGGUGCACUGUGGAAGGACGAAAGUUUUUCUCACCCAGUUGAUGCUGGAUUUGCUGGAGGAUCAGAGGAAGAAGAUCCGGUCUCGAUGUGCCUUCUCCAUUCAAUGCUGCUGGCUGCGGUACCGGCGUCGCAGACGCCGCGCCCGCCAGCAGUCUGCUGCUCUGAUCCAAGCAGCGGUGCGGUCCUGGCUGGUCAGGAGGCGGCUCCAGAGAUGGAACAGAGCAGCUGCAGUCAUCCAGAGCACCUGGAAGAAGUGGAGGGCACUAUUGAAAUCAUUAGCUGAGGCCGAACUGGACGAUGCGAAGGACCUUGUGGAGAAUGAUGUGCCAGCAUUGAACCCUGUUAUCAGGGAGCGAGGUUCAGUGCAGCUCUCCAACAUCCAGGAGCCUGUCACGGUGCGAGGGUGGCCCAUGGGCCUGGCUCUGGCCUCGGCCCCGUCCAUCACCGUCUCUCUGACAGCCACGGGCUUCCAGAAGAUGAUGUCUGUGAUGGCCUCCCUCAACCUGCCCUCCAGGAGAGGGAAGUAUAAGGUGGAGACCAACCAGUACACACAGGGGCUCGCCUCCAUACGGGCUCAACCCAAGGGAUCUGUUAAGCUGCACUAUCAGCGGUCUCCACUUCUCUAUGCUGACAGGCAACCAGACAUGAAGAGUGACGUGACAGGGUUCAAUGAGAUCCUGCUAGAGAAAACGUUGUAAGAGUUCACUAAAAGCUGGUUUCAUGGACACAGAUGAGGGACAAUCUGGUACAGAGGUGAUUUCCUCCUCCAUAGUCUGAAACAGAGCAGACAAACCUGGUGUUUUAAUCUGUCUUUUUGCUAAAUUUAUUUGUGUUUAAAGUGAUCUUUUACAGCUCCAAUUAGCUUUUUUUUAACAAUACCAAAGUCUAUCUCACUCUAUAUUAUACAGGGGUGCAAAAUCUGCACCCUUGCAUAAUAUUUUAAUCUCACAGGUCAGGUAAGAUAAUGCAGUGUACAAUGCAACAGAAUCAUCUGUUGUGGCCUUUAUGUCCAAGGGACUAAAAAAGUUACCUGUAAUUUGAAAUCUAAUUCCAAAAAUUGAAACUCCAAAACAGCAGCAAAAAUAUUUAACAGCAUUUAUAUCAAUUUUGGAAGAUUAUCAUUGCAUCUUUGGAACAUCUGAUCGUUGAUCAAAGUAUUGGGCCUUUGACAAGUGCCUCUCUUGGAAUCUACAUGCAAAUCAUAAAUGGGCUGUUCGUAUAUGUAUGUAUUUAAGGGUGACUAUUUUGUGAUUUGAUAGAUUUAUUGUGGGGGUAAAAACUUAGUGUUGAUUCAGAUACACAUAUGGCUGCAUAUGUUAGCACAAUGUCCAGCAUUCACUUAGAGUGUGAUUUAUGCAGGAGAAAAAAGUCAGCAAAUUUUGCACAUGUUAAGCACAUAUUGCACAUUGAAACCACACAACUGCUCACAUACAGCAACAGACUGACAAAAAGUCAUGAACAAGCAUUUAUUAAGCAUCACUUCAGUGAAUCAGGGAAUGGAUGAACCCAUGUUCAAAUUCCUGCUCUUUGUUUAAGAAAGAGUCUACAUAUUAUGCACAUCUGCUAAAUGUUUCACUAAAUCACUUGUGGAUUUUAAUCUGCUGCAGUCCAAAGUAUCAAUACAAGUACUGUAUAGCAUAACCAAAGUCUUUUUACACUAAUGUUUUGUGUGGGAGAACAAACAUGUUAUAGCCAUACAGUUUUAUUAUGUUUGUAAUUUUAAUGUUCAAAACAUAUUUUUGCUAUGAAUGUUACAAAAUGUCAUUAAUGUAACUUAACACUGAUGUGUAUCCUCCUAGCUUCUGAGGCAACACAUUAGCUAGAGGGACAGCAUACCUUCCUUUGCUUGCUAAACAGUUUCUAUUCUUAAAAUCUUAUCCAGCGAUAGAUUCACUGAAAUGUGUCUGUAUGACAUGAGUUUAUAAUUUGAAAUCUGCAUACUUGUUUUUGUCAGUGAUACCAAGGGAUCAAUGUACAACUUGAAUUAUGUUACUAUUUAAAUGACUGUUUUGUUGAAAUAAAUAUCAGUGU